This is a messenger RNA of Brassica rapa (field mustard), 417 nucleotides long. RefSeq lists its product as uncharacterized. The record is from RefSeq and is a predicted model, not a curated record. Lineage: Eukaryota; Viridiplantae; Streptophyta; Magnoliopsida; Brassicales; Brassicaceae.
AUGGAUAGAGUUCAUCGAUGGAACCAGAGUGUAGAGACAACAUGUGUGUUAUGCAAGCAAGCAGCUGAAACGGGGGAUCAUCUCUUCUGUGAAUGCUCAUACUCUGCUCAAGAUUGGGAGCAUCUCACUAAGGGGAUCUUGCGCGAUCAGUACACGAAAGUCUGGCCAGGGAUAGUGAGUUUGUUGACUGACGGAAACAGAGAGAAGAAAGCUCUUUUCUGUCUCAGAUAUGCAUUUCAGGCAAGUGUUCAUGCAGUGUGGAGUGAGAGAAACAAGAUAAGUCAUGGAGAAAAUCCUAUUCGUAUGCCAAUUUUGAAGAAGUUCAUUGAUAAAGGGAUUAGGAAUAAGCUAAGUUUGUUAAGAUCAAAGAAGGUGAAAGGCAAAGAAGAAAGUCUUCAAGUUUGGUUUGCAAGCUAG